Messenger RNA from Chelmon rostratus (copperband butterflyfish), 1979 nucleotides. It is a transcript of the gene tmem60, whose product is annotated as transmembrane protein 60. The record is from RefSeq and is a predicted model, not a curated record. NCBI's taxonomy places the organism in Eukaryota, Metazoa, Chordata, Actinopteri, Chaetodontiformes, Chaetodontidae. The coding region runs from base 226 to 630 and encodes 134 amino acids. The transcript has 2 exons.
ACUAGCUUGAAGCUAACUACAUUAUACGAAUCGCUGUGCUCGAACUGCUCUGCUGUUAAAACUAAGUUGUUUGUUUUAAAGUGCUGACAUUUGCCUUGUUGGUAAAGAAUUGGUCUUUCAAACAGAGUGAUUCUCCUGGUCAGAUCUGUGUGUGUGUCACCUUGGCUGUGGUCCUCAGUCUCUCUGGGUGUGGGUGAUAACUGGCUCUGUGCCAGUCCUCUGUAGAUGAAGAUGUCCCUGGCCCAGCGAGUGCUCCUCUCCUGGAUCUUCGCCCUGAUCUUCCUUAUCAUGCUGGUCCUGAAGCUGGACUCUAAGGUCCACUGGAACUGGUUUCUCAUCUUCCUCCCUGUGUGGACCUUUGACACCAUCCUCAUCCUCAUGUUGAUAGUGAAGAUGGCAGGGCGCUGCAAGCCGGACUUUGACCCCAGGGAUGGUGAGCAGAGCCUGAAGAGGAGGCUGUGGUACCUGACAGCCCUGCUGCUGAAGCUGGCCUUCUGUCUGACACUCUGCUCCCGCCUGGAGAGGCUCAUUGACAUGUGGGUCAGUGUGGUGUGUGUCCCUCUGUGGGUGCUGCUGGGUGGGGCACUGGUGGAGCUGGGACACAGUGUUUUUCACUACCGGAGAGACUGAACCAGAGUACUCCACAGUACGUGGUUUUGAACUGUAACAUAGGCGACAGAAAGUACCUCUCGCUUGAGAUGCACAGAUGCAAUCCACUGGAAUGGUGUCAGACUGAUGCUGACCUUUAUAAGUGGAUGGGGUAUUGGUCAGACAUGACCGACCAACUUUGAAUACAGUUUCCUUGUCGAAGUCAUUAUAAAAUCCAAUGCCUCUGCGAUAAGUUACUUUUACGUUAGAGCAAGUUGCAGACUCUGAGUUUUACAGGUUUUAAAAACAGGAAAAAUGAGCACUCAUAUCCCAUCAGGAGUCGGUAUCAGUAUCUGGAAAGAAAAAGUGGGAUCGGUGUAUUCUUUUCUUCACCUCAAUAAGACCUAAUUGUGUUUCAUUCUGUGAUGCUACUGGAUCUUCGUUAAACAGGAAGAUUUAACAUACAUCACUACACAGUUUGGCAUCUUUAGAAUAAAUCCUGGCAUCACAUUGUUUUGGCAUUCACAUUACUGCCUUGUGGCUCGUCUUUAGUCUGUAGGACAGGAUCGAAGGAAAAUUAAUUUCCAACUAUUUUGAUAAUUGAUUGUCUCAGUCAUUUUUCAACCAAAAAUGUAAAACAUUUGCUGCUUCCAGCAUCUUAAAGCUUUUCUUCGCCCUAUGGACUAAAGAAGCAAUUUAAAGACGUGGCUUUGGGUCCGUGAAAGUCUGAUGAGCUUGUUUACCUUUUUUUUUUUUUUAAUUUUAUAGGCUAAACUUUUAAUCAAUUGGUCAUGAAAAUAAUUGGCAGAUUUUUAUUUUAUAUUGGACUGUCCUAUGCUGGCAGGUGGGACAAGGUUUAAGAAAUGGAGCUAAGAAAUCUUGUGAUCCAAAAUCAGUAAUUUUCUACACUUAAUGUUGGUCUACAAUUCACGUUUUCCCUUUAUAGGAAGAGAGUGCACAUAUUAUCUCACAAAUCAGUUGUCAGUCAUGUACUAUUGUGGGAUCCUGGUGAAACUGAAACUAGCCCUGCAUUAAUAGUAUGAAAUUAUCCAGCCUGUACUAGCAUGCACUGUGUGCCACUGAGCCAUAUUGUACCCGUUUGUGAAACGUAUAGCACUAUUUGAGCAUUUCUGUAAAGCAGUUACAAUCCUCACACCUUCCAUAUGUGAUGGUACACACAUGAUGUAUUAAUACAAGUACUUGGCAGUGCCCAUCGCAGGGUGUCCCUCUGACACAGACACAAUUUGAAUGUAAAUCCCUAACUUUCUCCAACAAUAUGGAUGUGACAGAUGUGCACAGAGAUGUAUUUUCCUGUAAAAUUUGCAAUGUAAAUCCUUUGGAUGCAUUUUUUCCUGUGAUCACAUUAUAAAUAUAAACAUCUGCCAGACUCA